AUGAUGUUGCUCUGGGCCUGCGCAGGUGUCCCGUUGGGAGUGUACAACAUUGUGGAAGACUUCAACAUCGCGUUGCGCAUUCAACCCCAGAUCCUGACCUUCCUGAGCUUAGUCACCUGGAUUCAAUGCAAGUACUAUGGGAACAAAUGGCCGUGGACCAAGUCUGCCACCCUGGUGACUCCAAUUGCCGCUGUCAUGGGCGGCAUUGAGGUCGGAUUGGUGUUUGCAUUGAGGGCAGCAAGACGAAACCAUGUCGACUGGCCCAUCACCUUCAUGGCGGUGUUGUCGGCCUGUUUCCUAUGUGCAGGCGUCCUGAGGCAUUAUUGGGACAUAUACAAAGAGAGAACUGUCCGAGGCAUCUCGUUCAUCUUUGUUGGAAUUGAUGCACUGGGAGAUCUGACCUCAUUGAUUUCUGUUUUCUUUCAACCCGAUCUCGAUAUACUAGGAAUGGUUAUCUAUGGGUCGGAACUUGUCUUGUGGCUAGGGUCAAUUUUCGACCUUGGUUGCGACGGCGGAUGGAAAGACGCGGAAGCGGAAAUGCGCGACAUGAGAGAAACGCAGGAGAUGGUGGCCGUCAUGAUCCGGAAGAGUCUCAGCGAACCUCGUCCAUACGGUCAACGCAGUCUUCGAGCAGCACAGUAUUCCGGACUGCGGCUGCAGUAA
Messenger RNA from Capronia coronata CBS 617.96, 663 nucleotides. RefSeq lists its product as uncharacterized. Lineage: Eukaryota; Fungi; Ascomycota; Eurotiomycetes; Chaetothyriales; Herpotrichiellaceae. The coding region runs from base 1 to 663 and encodes 220 amino acids. The record is from RefSeq and is a predicted model, not a curated record. The transcript has 2 exons.